Molecule: messenger RNA, 11137 nt
Organism: Lemur catta (Ring-tailed lemur)
Lineage: Eukaryota; Metazoa; Chordata; Mammalia; Primates; Lemuridae
Gene: SH3PXD2A
Product: SH3 and PX domains 2A
Exons: 14
Coding region: 123-3473 (1116 amino acids)
Biological process (GO): superoxide anion generation
Molecular function (GO): protein binding; superoxide-generating NADPH oxidase activator activity; phosphatidylinositol binding
Source: RefSeq, a predicted model, not a curated record
GCUGCGGUCGGCGCGCCGGGCCGGGGUGGCGGGGGGCCCCGCGCCGCGGGAGGAGCAGCCGGAGCCCGGCCGGGAUGAGAAGGUGACGCCGCCGGGGGGCGCCACUCGCGUUGUGAGGGAAGAUGCUCGCCUACUGCGUGCAGGAUGCUACCGUGGUGGACGUGGAGAAGCGGAGGAACCCCUCCAAGCACUAUGUAUACAUCAUCAACGUGACCUGGUCCGACUCCACCUCCCAGACCAUCUACCGGAGGUACAGCAAGUUUUUUGACCUGCAGAUGCAGCUUUUGGAUAAGUUUCCCAUUGAAGGUGGCCAGAAGGACCCCAAGCAAAGGAUCAUCCCCUUCCUCCCAGGCAAGAUCCUCUUCCGGAGAAGCCACAUCCGGGACGUAGCUGUGAAGAGGCUGAAGCCCAUCGACGAGUACUGCCGGGCACUUGUCCGACUGCCUCCCCACAUUUCACAGUGUGAUGAAGUCUUUCGGUUCUUUGAGGCCCGACCAGAGGAUGUCAACCCCCCGAAAGAGGACUAUGGCAGUUCCAAGAGGAAAUCAGGUGCCGACACCAACGCCGAGCCCAUGAUCCUGGAACAGUACGUGGUGGUGUCCAACUAUAAGAAGCAGGAGAACUCGGAGCUGAGCCUCCAGGCCGGGGAGGUGGUGGAUGUCAUCGAGAAGAACGAAAGCGGCUGGUGGUUCGUGAGCACCUCUGAGGAGCAGGGCUGGGUCCCUGCCACCUACCUGGAGGCCCAGAAUGGCACUCGGGACGACUCAGACAUCAACACCUCCAAGACUGGGGAAGUGUCCAAGAGACGCAAGGCCCAUCUGCGGCGCCUGGAUCGCCGGUGGACCCUGGGCGGGAUGGUCAACAGGCAGCACAGCCGAGAGGAGAAGUAUGUCACUGUGCAGCCAUACACCAGCCAGAGCAAGGACGAAAUUGGCUUUGAGAAGGGUGUCACCGUGGAGGUGAUCCGGAAGAACUUGGAGGGCUGGUGGUACAUCAGAUACCUCGGCAAAGAGGGCUGGGCCCCAGCCUCCUACCUGAAGAAGGCCAAGGAUGACCUGCCAGCCCGGAAGAAGAACCUGGCAGGCCCCGUGGAGAUCAUCGGGAACAUCAUGGAGAUCAGCAACCUGCUGAACAAGAAGGCAUCUGGGGACAAGGAGGCCCCGCCGGCUGAAGGCGAGGGCCAUGAGGCCCCCAUCACCAAGAAGGAGAUCAGCCUGCCCAUCCUCUGCAACGCCUCCAAUGGCAGUGCCCUGGGUGUCCCCGAGAGGACCGUCUCCAAGCUGGCCCAGGGCUCUCCAGCUGUGGCCAGGAUUGCCCCUCAGAGGGCCCAGAUCAGCUCCCCAAACCUAAGGACAAGGCCUCCACCACGCAGAGAAUCCAGCCUGGGGUUCCAGCUGCCGAAGCCACCAGAGCCCCCUUCUGUCGAGGUGGAGUACUACACCAUUGCCGAGUUCCAGUCGUGCAUUUCUGACGGCAUCAGUUUUCGGGGCGGACAGAAGGCAGAGGUCAUCGAUAAGAACUCAGGCGGCUGGUGGUACGUGCAGAUCGGUGAGAAGGAGGGCUGGGCGCCCGCGUCUUACAUCGAUAAGCGCAAGAAGCCCAACCUGAGCCGCCGCACAAGCACCCUGACCCGGCCCAAGGUGCCUCCUCCGGCGCCCCCCAGCAAGCCCAAGGAGGCCGAGGAGGGCCCUGUGGGUGCCGGCGAGAGCCAGGACUCCCCACGGAAGCUCAAGUACGAGGAGCCUGAGUAUGACAUCCCGGCGUUCGGCUUCGACUCGGAGCCAGAGCUGAGCGAGGAGCCCGCAGAGGACAAAGCCCCGGGGGACCGGCGGCCGGCCCAGCCCCACAAGCCCUCGCCCGCCUCCUCGCUGCAGCGGGCCCACUUCAAGGUGGGCGAGUCUUCAGAGGACGUGGCCCUGGAAGAGGAGACAAUCUACGAGAACGAGGGCUUCCGGCCGUGCACAGAGGACACCCUGUCCGCCAGGGGCUCCUCUGGGGACAGUGACUCCCCAGGGGGCUCCUCGCUGUCCCUCACCAGGAAAAACUCCCCCAAGUCGGGCUCGCCCAAGUCGUCCUCACUCCUGAAGCUCAAGGCAGAGAAGAACGCCCAGGCAGAACUGGGGAAGAACCACUCCUCGGCCUCCUUUUCCUCCUCCAUCACCAUAAACACCACCUGCUCCUCCUCCUCUUCCUCCUCCUCCUCCUUGUCCAAGAACAGCAGCGACCUGAAGCCCCGCUCGGCCUCGGACGCAGGCAUCCGCGGCACUCCCAAGGUCGGGGCGAAGAAGGACGCUGACGUGAAGGCCGGGCUGACCUGUGCCCGGGCCAAGCCAUCGGUCCGGCCCAAGCCGUUCCUGAACCGGGCUGAGUCACAGAGCCAAGAGAAGAUGGACAUCAGCACUUUACGGCGCCAGCUGAGGCCCACGGGCCAGCUCCGGGGAGGCCUCAGGGGCUCGAAGAGUGAGGACUCCGAGCUGCCCCCGCAGACAGCCUCCGAGGGUCCCGAUGAGGGGCCUAGGAGAGGCUCGGCCGACCUCAUCACCCCCCGGGCCGCCACUCCCCCAUGUCCCACCAAGAAGGAAGGGGACGGGCAGGCCACCUCCUACGUGACAUGCAGCGCCUACCAGAAGGUCCAGGACUCGGAGGUCAGCUUCCCCGCGGGUGUGGAGGUGCAGGUGCUGGAGAAGCUGGAGAGCGGGUGGUGGUACGUGAGGUUCGGGGAGCUGGAGGGCUGGGCCCCCUCCCACUACUUGGUGCUUGGCGAGAACGAGCAGCCCGAGCCCGCUGGCAAGGAGCCGGACGCAGGGUCCCCCAAGAGCAAGCAGAACGAGGGCAAGUCCGACAGCCUGGAGAAGGUGGAGAGGCGCGUCCAAGCCCUGAACACGGUGAACCAGAGCAAGCGGGCCACGCCGCCCAUCCCCUCCAAGCCGCCCGGGGGCUUCGGCAAGACCGCAGGUGCCGCCGCAGUGAAGAUGAGGAAUGGCGUGCGGCAGGUGGCUGUCAGGCCCCAGUCGGUGUUUGUGUCCCCGCCGCCCAAGGACAACAACCUGUCCUGCGCCCUGCGGAGGAACGAGUCGCUCACGGCCACCGACGGCCUCCGUGGCGUCCGCCGGAACUCCUCCUUCAGCACUGCUCGCUCCGCGGCCGCCGAGGCCAAGGGCCGCCUGGCCGAACGGGCUGCCAGCCAGGGCUCGGACUCUCCGCUUCUGCCCACCCAGCGUAACGGCAUCCCCGUGUCCCCUGUGCGCCCCAAGCCCAUCGAGAAGUCCCAGUUCAUCCACAAUAACCUCAAAGAUGUGUACAUCUCCAUCGCAGACUACGAGGGUGAUGAGGAGACGGCGGGCUUCCAGGAGGGGGUGUCCAUGGAGGUUCUGGAGAGGAACCCCAAUGGCUGGUGGUACUGCCAGAUCCUGGAUGGGGUGAAGCCCUUCAAAGGCUGGGUGCCCUCCAACUACCUUGAGAAGAAGAACUGACGGGGGGGCGUGGCGUCCUUCCAGCCUCCGUGUGCCACCGUAGCCGCCACUGGUUGAGCGGUGAGAUGAAGACAGAGGGAAAGGAAAGAUGGGCAGGGGCGGGGGCAGACAACACAGAUCCCUGCAGAAUGUGUGACCUCAGAGAUGCCUCCUCCAGGCUGUCCCCCAGCUGGGAGGUGGGGAUGGUGAGGACCCACAUUGAGUAGGGAACGGAAUGGGCCAGGGAGUCCCGGUCCUGGGACCCAGAGCUGAGAAAGCUGAGACCCACAGUGCACCUUGGUGACUUUGCUGAUUGACUACGUGCCAUUUGGGACGGGCUGCGUGGGAAUCCCCAAUUGUGCCUUUGCUGCAAACCUGGAAAAGAUGUCAUAGGGGGCCUCCAGCGCUCUGUCCCUGCGUGGCCCAGUUUUGGUUGCUGGCAUCUUGCCACCGGAGGUAGCCCUUGUAUCAUCCUAAUCUGUAUUUGUGAAUUGUGCUGGUUUCCCAGGGACUGCCACUGCCCGCCACCGGUGGGUGCGUUAGAAGACACCACUGGCUCUGGGGCUUGGAGGUGUCCGUGGGAGCCCAAGCCUGUCCUGGGCCAGGCCGUUGUCCAUGUCUGUUAGUGAAAUGAAAAGCAGUUCCCAGUUGCCAGCAAGGACCACCUUCCAUAGCUGUCACUGUCCUGGCCUUGAGAGGACAGCCCCUCCUCAGGGCACCCGCGGAGGACACAGGGAGGGUGGGUGAAGCUGUCAGUCUCCUCGUAGUCUGCACAGACUCUUGUGGAUGUUCCGGGUGGGCGUUUCCUUUGCAUGUUUUGGGAGAAGUUAUUGAUUUGGGGGUUAUAUGUCAGGGCUUGGGUUUUGGUCUUAUUUUCGGGGUGGUUUGGAGGCCCAGGGAUGUUCGGCCUCAUAUGGGAAAGGGCAGGGUAGCGGACGGGCUUUUCUGUUGUACUUUAGCGGGAGGGCUGUUUGGCUUUUGUUUUUGUUUCACGUUCUUCCCUCCACAGGCCAAAGUAGUUGCGUUUGGUUUCCACUGUGUGGACAGUGCCCGAGUACGGCACUUACCGGAAGGAUCUGGGGCUGCCUGAGCCCCAGGUCACAGACAUGGCGAAGCAGAGAAACUAUUGUGGUUCCUGCCCAGCCUCAAUGGGGGGGUGCAAAAACCCUCCCCAGGAAAGAGGAGGAUGUCAUUCAGGAGCCAGACUCGGGGAGAGGAAGCAGCUCUGGGCUGCUGGCUGACUGCCAUCCUGCACACGUUCUCCCAGCGGGGCCGGGCCGCAAGCCUUACCUAUGAACUGUGGACAAGCAGCCAUUGCCUCACCCUGGGCUGAGGGGACCCCAGCUGGGCCCCCGGGUCAGACUGGAGCCAACACCACCAGCCGCUCCCUUUGGCCUGCUGGCGACACCGCGGGUGCCCAAGAAGAUGGAGGAUCCUCUCGCUAGGAGCCACCCUGGUCUUCCCAAGGGGCAGGGCCCCAGUGAAGAGAGAAGCAAGAGAAUAAAGUUCCCUGUAGGUCCUCUGUCACCUUUGGGUUGUGUUUUUCAAUUGCUGACAUUUCAAAGGGGACCCUCUAGAAGCCCAGCCGGCUUCCCAAGGACUCCCCCUUUGCUGGGAGUGGAUUUCAACACGUGCCUUUGAUUUUGGACGGAUCGGGCUUCACGGCCGCCGAUUCAGCUGCCAGGAUCCGGGACCAAGGGUUGCUGUUUUCCGCAGGAAAGGAAAGGCCUCCCACCCCCUGCUCCCACCCAGGCAGGCGGCACGAGACCUAGCGUCUCGGUGGGUCAAGACCCCCACACCCAGGGCUGUGCCUGGUCGCCCCCAGCCCUCGCCCCGACACACACCGAUGCCUGGCAGCUGUAGCAAACUGCUCGUGUUCUUUGUCGAAGGGCUGUGGUGAGAUUGUUUUGUUUCCUUUUGUUUUGUUGGUGAGUUUGUUUAAAACUGAAAUUACUUAUUUUCUUCUGCUGGACAGUAUUAAAUAGGGCAGAAUGUUGAGUUAAUCUGCUAGACUGCAGUACUAAUGGUAGUGGGUUAGUGUCUUCAUAUUAAUAUUGUUUGUACUUAUUUGAACAAUAAUGAUAAAGAAGUGGUUCAUUAUUUUUUAAUUAAUGCACUUUAAAUAAGGUGGAAUGGGAAAAAACCCAGAGAGCAAAGUGCAUUACUUAAAGAUGCAGUAUAUACUUUUCUCAUUUUUAAACAGCACAUAUUUAUUAAGAGAAAAAAGUAAUUUAUGAUUAUUUAAAAUAAAAUUUAAAAGUAGAGUGACUGUCAGGUUAAAGGACCUUCCACGUCGCUGUCUUCCAGGGGGAGGGCCCCACGGCCUCGCCCCUCAGAUGUCUGCACUGAGCCAGUUCAGUCACUCGCGCGCCAGCCAGGCCAGGGGGGCGUGCAGAGCAUGUCUGCCAAGCACAGAGCAUCUCAGUUGGACCGGACCACCGUGCUCUCCGAAGCCUGCCCUUCCUGCCCCUCCCCCAUCUGUACUGCCACCCACACCCCCCGGCCCACCAAGGACCCCCUCUCCCUGAUCCUCGGUGCUCUAAGUGAUAGAAUCAUCAAAAGGCAGGACUGGAAGAGACCUGAGAGGUAGCUCCAUCCCAUCCCUUCCUGCUACUGUAGCUCAAGGACAGGAAAUGGCUUUUCCAAAAUCACAGAGCUAGUUAAUGGCAGAUCUCUCCACUUCAUUAAUCCUGUGCUCCUCCCACCCACAUUAUAGUUCAUUGUGUGGUCAUCAUGUUUACAUUGAGACAUCCAGCCCCAAGGAUAGCUGGGAGUUGUUUUUUAGGCAUCCAGGAAAAAUGGGGAAUGCUGCCAUCUGGUGACAGCAUGUAUGUUUGGGCAGCGAACAGGAUUGCCAUGCCCCAGUCUUCACACCUUGUCCCCUCGCUAUCACCCCCCAACUCACAGCACAGCACAAAUCCUGCAAGCCCAAAGAGAAUAUUAAUACUUGAAGCAAGAAGGGUGCAUGCCAGUCCUUCUCAGACACGGCUAGGGGAUGCCAGGCCUUGUGCCCCUGGACUCCUAGCCCUCCCCAGGGCAAGAGGGCCUUUCCCUAGAGCUACUGAGCUGCUUUGUGAUGUUGGAGGGUACUGCUGGCAGCAGGCAGAGGAGGGAGGGGGCCUGUGGCUCUGACCCAUCUGGAGGAAAACCAGAUCGGACUAAAAAAGGAAAAAGAAAAAUGAAAUCUCAGCAGUGUCCAAACCUAGUUUUCCAUUAGUUGCGAUUGAAAAUGUGAAAUGACAUUCUAUUGCUGUAUACUGCAACUUUAAUCAUAAUGAGCCCUUCUGAGGUCAUUAUUGAGGUUUAUAUAAUGCCCGAAGACGCAUCAUUUGGUGCUUUGUUUUUCUUUCAGUUUAAAGACCUUUUACUUUUAUUCCAAGGGGAAAAAAAUGUCUCCAUCUCUCUCCCAUCUCAUUCCUCUUUAUAAUAGCGGCUGGCCGUGUUGCCUGGCUCCCCCGUGCCAUGGGACCUUGGGGGGCAAGGAAGAGAGCUUGCAAGGGGGCAACCCUGAGCAGCAGCUGUGCCCUGGGGGUUCCCCCCCUGCCCCGUGGCUGUGGCCGGGCUGUCUUGCCAGGCCUCAGCCCCAUCCACCCCCAGCCUGGCCCCAAAAGUUUCUCUUUCUUCCUCUUCAGUUUUCCAUCUUGACGAAGGCAUUAUAUAGAAUCAUUUUAAUCACUUUCAGAUGUUAGAGCAGCAUAUUUUACUGGCAUUUGUAUCCAUUGCUUUCCUCAGCAAGGCAUGUUACUACUUUUAUCAUCUAACAAAAAGAGACAAGGGAAUUUCAGUCAAGCAUUUUCAUAUUACUAGUAUUUGCAGUAGGCGUAGAACUAUUUAAGUUUAGACGUUGGUUUGGUAGUUUGUUUUGUUUUUAAGGGGAAAAAAGGAUAAAAUAACCCGUUUUUCCUGUUUUUGUAUUUAACUAAUAUAUUAUUUCUUUAAGGUUACUCACUUCCCCUACCCCCUCCGAAUACUUUGCAUUCUCAAUUGAAAAUGGAAACAAUCCGAGAGACAGGAAAAGUGCAAUAUUACCAAGACGAGGCCGAGGCUCACCGGGCACAAUGGAGGGAGAGCCAGUGGCCCUGUUGCAGGUUGCGGGGGGGUGGGGAGGGGCUGCUGAAGGGACCCUAACUGUGGAACGAUGGGUGGGUUGGUGGAGUCUGAUCUUGUCACCUCCUUCCCUUCUCCCCUUCCCAGAGGGCAGCCCCUUUUCUGUUGGGUGUUCUCCACCUUCAGGAAAGCGGCAUGGGGCUCUUGACCUCCUGGGGCCCCAGUCCCCAGAGCAGAGUGAGGACAUCAGGAACCGUUCCUUGUUUUCAUUUCCAUUGUUUUGCAGCCAGCUGCUCAGAGACCUGACCUAAAAAUGACUCCCAGCAGCCCUCUCUCACCCCAGUCUCCUGAUGUUUGGGUCAUGAUCCUUUUGAUGUAUGUUUGAAUCUUUCUAAAACUAUGUAACCUCAGUUCAGUUUAUGGGCAGGAACCCUAGAGAUAACCAAAUCCUUUUGUGGGGUGUGGGUGCCAUGAGCCUGCAGACCCCAGUGAGACACCAGUUCCCGCAAGCCUGCAGCGGGCCUGGGGCUGAGCCUGGGCCACCCGUUCAUCUCAAUGACUUCAGCCCAAGCAGUGAGCCCUGCCCCUGCUGCGCACCCGGACAGCAGGCAGACGUUCUCGGAGGGGAGUCUGAGGGGUCUGCUUGGGUCCGUGCAGACAGAAGAUCCCACAACAGGUACCGAGCCGGCCUCCUCCUCCCUUGGCACCGGUAGAGAAAGCAGCAGGGUGGGAAGUCUCUGCCCCGCAGGGUGAGAGGGACGUCCCUGCUGGCUUGUCCCCCCACCUCCAGUACUGUACGCUUGCUGCUCCAACCCCUUAUUUGGUGAAUUUCUGUACAGAAUACGGCUCUCUCUGCCCAGGGUGGGACUGUGCCCUGUGCGGGUAUCUCCCUUGGAGUAUAUACAUCUAUAUAUUCGAUCUUUGAGAAUCUCGAUGCAGAGUUCUCUGGAAAGAGAACUGUCCACAUCACUAAAGAAUUAAGAUUCCCUCACUUUUUUGAGGGCUGUGUGUUGAGUGUGUGUGUGUGUGUGUGUGUGUGUACGCGCGCAUGCAGGAGUGUUGGUAAUUUCCCACUUGAACUAAGUAACAUGGGGUUAGAGAAAAAAGUACCGGGCAAGCUGUCUCCAUUGAACAAGUCCUUGGCAUUGGGCAGGUCCCAAGGGACUCACAGCUUCUGGCAGCAAGUGUGUGUGUUAUUCACACACACGUAAUUCUGGCUGGAGAGUGCAAUGUGUCUUUUUUUGUUGUUAUUAUUUUAUUAAGUAUUUAGUUAGGAACUUCACACUGGCAUUAACAGAUCUAGCAGAAGCAGCCUCGGCCAUCGUCCCGGGCUCCAAAAUGAAGAGGUGGAAAAGAGAUGCUGUUGGGUGUGGAAACGCUGAGGUGGAUCAGUGAGGUCACCGACCUGCAGACGUGUCAUCUAGCAGGCUGACUCACACCCCUUAUCCGUGUCACUGGUAUGAGAAUCCCCAUGCAAUAAAAGAGCUGCUGGUCCCUGGUUCUCGUCUGAGCAUGGGGCAGGCUGGCUGGGGUGAGAUCUUGCCCAUGGUGCGCCCAGCGAGGCCUGCAGGUGUGUACACGUCAACACCUCUAGUCCCGACUGCAGGGCCUCACCGAACACUUCCUGGGAAUGGUUGGAGGGCUCCCCUGGGCCUCACUGAGCUUUAUGGCUAAAUCAUCCUCCCUGUUUGGGGCUGUCUCACGUCUUUGUGGUUCCUGAGCUCUAUGACCAGAGCCAGGGAGAGGACAGGGUCUGUGACCUACAGCUUUGGGGAAAAAUAGGCCCUCUGAUUUUAACUUCCCUCCUGCUUCGUCCUGCACACCUAGGUCCCCAAGCCACACAGUGGGCACACUGGUGCUUAUAGACUGGGUGGAGGGCUCUACCUUCCAAGGCCUUGGUCCCAGCCUGCCUAUAAGGUUGGGAUUUGCAUGUGAUCCCUCCUCCCCAACCCCAUCUUUUUAAAUCUCAAGUUUGCACUUGGCCUUGACAAUCAGCACCCUCUCCCAUCCCAGUCCUCGAUCUUAGUGGCCUUAGAGAAUGGGGUCCCCUGCAUUGAAGGUCCCUGCCUUGUUCCCAGUUCCAUCCUUGCCAAGGGGCUGGGCCUCAAGAGGUGAGAGAGAAUUGUUCUAGAGCGAAAGGAUGGAUCGAGCACGUUGAAGGCAAGUGAGAGGCAUGUCGGCAAGAUGAGUGAUGAGUGCAUGCAUGUUUGGGGUGACUGGGGCCUACUGUCCCUUCACUGGGAAGGAGGCUUCCGGAAGAGGAUGUCUUCUAGGCAGAAAAGGAACAGGCUGAAAGAGGGUUUGGAGUUUUGUCUUUGUUGAUUAGAAGGAAGGAAGAAGUCGAUUCUGAGUAUUUCAGGGAGAAGAGAGCAGGCAGGAAGGAAAUUUAGUGAUUCAACACCCAAGGGUCCAGCUAAAGCAGGUUGGAAAAUCCUCCAAAUUUGGCCAUAGAAGCUGGCUCCAGAAACUGCCACCAUUGGGCCACAAGCUGGGUGCCCAGCAGGUGUCAAUGGUUGAUCAGUGAUUUAUGUAGUAGAGAGAGGAAGUUGCCAGCAACAAACCAAUCUUUGAGCUUGGAGGCCCUGUUUCCAGAAUGCAUCCACCCAUCUCCAGGUUCCCAGCUGAUUCUGCCCACUUCCCUCUGUCCAGUCCAGAGCUGGCCUCUCAAGUUACAUGGUCGUGCGGUAAGGACCCAGCGUCCCCAAACUGGAACCUCAGGGUCCAGGUCCACCAGGUGUAUCUGGGAGGAAGGCAAACUCAUUUGUCCUUCCGGUGACACCAGUUAUUCUCAGUGUCUCUAGUGAUACCUGUGGUGGGUCAGUUUGCUGAGUCAGCCACCGUGGUAUGGAUUAGACCCGGUAAGAUGAACAUCCAUCCGUGGAUAUACCCUUCCAUUUUUCAGCAGAAUCAAGGCAUACUACCCGCUAGAGUUUAUUUCAGAGAAAGAAGGGUAAAGAGCCACCAUUCUUGAAUUUGCAGCCUGCUCUCUGCAACAAGUUUUCUUUAAAUCCAGGACACAGGAUGAGAAGUGGGUUUCCCUGCCAGUGUCCGAGAGGGCUGCAGGAAGGGGACUUCUGGGCAAGGCAGAUGUGAGUGGAGGUCCCUGAGCAUGAACAUGUGCACUGCGUGGUUGGGUGUGGACUGCUGGAUGCCUCUGGGGCUCCAGAACUUUGGGGGAUUCCUCGUGUGUCCGCUCUAUCUCUCCAAGCUCUUAGGGGGCUCUGGGGGGGGCCAGGAGGAGCCCUUCCUCCAGCUUGUCCCUUUUGGCCCCUCAGCAGAGAAAUUGGAGAAAACGACAUUAAGUUCAGUGCAGUCAACUGAGUGCUAAAAUAUUUCCAGGAUCAAUGGUGGUGCUAAACUAUCUCCAUGUUUCUAAUAUUUUUAACAGUAGAGUUUCGUGGUUCUUUUUAAUCUCAUCACACAAAUGCAGUGUCCCUGGGGAAGGGGACCAGCCCCUUGGCCUGCCACUUCCCAGGUGUCCUUUAUCACUUUGACGGGACUCUAUGGUCUGCAGAAAAUGUUCUGUCUUGGCAUGCUUCUAGACUGUAAGAUUUGGGUUUUUUUGUUUUGUAUUUUGUUUAUGUUUACAUGCAUCUUAUAUUUCCCUGAAAACUAAAUAAAGUUUUUGACCUUUUUAA